Molecule: messenger RNA, 2960 nt
Organism: Andrographis paniculata
Lineage: Eukaryota; Viridiplantae; Streptophyta; Magnoliopsida; Lamiales; Acanthaceae
Product: EIN3-binding F-box protein 1-like
Exons: 2
Coding region: 285-2285 (666 amino acids)
Biological process (GO): SCF-dependent proteasomal ubiquitin-dependent protein catabolic process
Cellular component (GO): SCF ubiquitin ligase complex
Molecular function (GO): protein binding
Source: RefSeq, a predicted model, not a curated record
AUUUCGUAGCAGCCCCUCCCACCCCCACCCCCCGACUUUUGUUUUCUCUCCUCUUUUUUGCCCUAUUGAUUAGGGUUUCCUCAUCGCCUUCUUCCUCCGCCUUUGAUUUUUGUUUUUGAUUUUUCUGUUUUUGUUUAGUUAUUUUCUUUCCGUCUGAUGCAUCCGGUGUUUCUCGGGGGACGACUGUGGAUUGUGUUCCUGUUGCUUGAUCUGAUUGUUUUUGCUCUCUCACAAGGGUUUUCUGAGCUUCCGCGGCUUGGAUUUGGCUUUUCUGGACAGUUACGAUGUCUAAGGUCCUUGAUUUCAGUGGUGAUGAUGGUUUUUGCGGGGGAUUUCUAUAUGGAAACCCCAACAAGUCUGGUCUUUUUCUAUCUCUCAGCAGCCAAGUGGAUGUGUAUUUUCCUCCUCGCAAAAGGUCCCGAAUCAGUGCUCCAUUUGUUGUUAGCGAGGAGCGAAAGCAGCAGCCGACUAUUGAAGUCCUCCCCGACGAGUGCCUCUUUGAGGUUUUCCGCCGUCUUUCAGGAGAUCAGGAGAGAAGUGCUUGUGCCUGUGUGUCGAAACGUUGGCUCUUGCUUUUGAGUACCAUCCAUAGGGAUGAAAUAUGUACUGCUGCUGCAGCACAAUCUGUGGAGCCCGAGAUCAAAUCUGAGGCAGAGACCAAUUCUGCCAUGCCUAAGGAGAAGGGUGAAUUUGUCGAUCUAAAUGGAAUUCGGUCUGAGGAUGAGGAAUCUGUUGGCACUGACCCUCAUGGUUAUCUGUCAAGAUGCUUGGAAGGCAAAAAGGCAACUGAUAUUCGAUUGGCUGCAAUCUCUGUUGGAACUGCGAGCCGUGGUGGUUUGGGGAAGCUUUCUAUCCGGGGAAAUAAAUUUACAAAGAAUUUGUCGAAUCUUGGCCUUAAGGCUAUAUCUCGUGGCUGCCCUUCUUUGGGGGCUCUUUCAUUGUGGAAUGUAUCGUCAAUUGGUGAUGAGGGCCUCUUUGAUAUAGCAAGUGGUUGUCACUUGCUGGAGAAGCUCGAGCUUUUGCAAUGCUCGGCUAUAUCUGACAAAGGAUUAGCCGCCAUUGCAAGGAACUGUCCAAACCUGACAACUGUUACCAUUGAAUACUGCCCGAAAAUUGGUGAUGAAAGCUUGCUGGCUUUGGGUCGGAACUGUCCCAACCUGAAGUGCGUAACUGUUAAGAAAUGCCCUCUUGUUGGCGACCGUGGGGUUGCAAAUCUGUUUUCUUCUGCUGGCAAUGUCAUAGAAAAAGCAAAUUUACAUUCGCUGAAUAUCAGUGAUGUGUCACUUGCUGUAAUUGGACAGUACGGGACAGCCAUGACACGUAUGGCGCUUGGUAAUCUCAUUAAUGUGAACGACAGGGGAUUCUGGGUUAUGGGUAAGGGUCAAGGUUUGCAGAAGCUGAAAGUUUUGUCCGUAACUUCCUGCCGAGGAAUUGGAAAUUCCGGGCUUGAAUCUAUUGCUGUGGGCUGCCCAGAUCUCAAGGUUGUUACCCUCCAAGAUUGUCCACUUGUCUCUGACAUGGGAGUUACAUCAUUUUCUAAAGCUGCUUGUUCUCUUGAAAGUCUUCAGUUGGAUGAGUGCCAUGGGAUCACACAGUGUGGUGUUUUCAGUGUUCUUACAAACUGCGGCGGGCAAUUGAAAUCCAUUUCUUUGGGAAACUGUUUGGGAAUCCGGGAUGUCAACAUUCGAUUCCCAGACACUGCACCUUGUUAUUCUCUCCGAUCUGUGACUGUCCGUGGCUGCCCUGGAUUCGGCAAUGCUGGCUUGGCCAUGCUUGGAAAACUCUGCCAGAAUCUGACCCACCUGAAUCUCAUCGGCCUUGAGGGAGUAACUGUUUCCGGCAUUCUACCUCUCUUACGGAAGUCGGAUUCCGGCCUGAAGAAAGUGAAUCUGAGCGGCUGUGUCAACGUGACUGAUAACGUGGUUGGUGAAAUUGCUGAGCUUCAUGGUGAAACUUUGGAGGUUCUUAACCUGGACGGCUGCAGGCUCGUCACUGAUCUGAGCUUGAUGGCAAUCGCAAGAAACUGCCCAAUCCUCUCAGAAUUAGAUGUUUCCAAGUCUUUGGUAACCGAUUCCGGAAUUGCAGUUUUGGCUGGGGCCGAGCAGCUCAAUUUACAGAUAUUAUCCCUGUCUGGUUGCGCUUCAUUGUCUGAUAAGAGUUUCCCGUCCUUGGCCAUUUUGGGCAACACUUUAGCCGGUUUGAACAUCCAGAGCUGUUGCGGAUUCAGCUCCGGCGCUAUCCAUUUGCUCUUCGAGCAUCUCUGGAGAUGCGACACACUUCAUUAAGCAGAAAAAUCUAUCGAAGAAACCCCCUUCAAGAAUUAAAUUUGAAGGCAUUAAUUGAAGGGGGCGAUGAUCAGAAAUUGCCGUGGUUUGGUUCAAGUACUCUUUUAGAAACUAUAGUCGUAGUUUUUGGGUCCAAUGCAAAUGGGUCUUCUGCAUUUCAGCCCUGGAGUCGUUUUUUUGUCCUGCUAACACAGCCACAGCCUUUUUUUGCAGCUCGCUGUUUGGGAAUUAUUUUUCCCGUUUAUUUGUGGCUGUGCUUAGCUGCGACCCCAUUCGACUACAGGUUCUUGAUUUGCGGAUUCUGUUUUAAUUGGUUCUCUAUCGUAAUAUGCUUCUGUUUGUGAUUGAUCGUUUAUGUGAGCGAGCGUCUAAAUACAUGUGAGUCGGUCGGUCUGGUAAUAUAGGGUUUGUGUCGUUGUUUGGUGGUUGCUUUUGGCAGUUUCCGAGCCUGUUGUGUUUGCUCCGAGGGCUUUGGCGGUGGCCAGCCACGACGGCCUCUUUUGACGGGAGGCUGUUUUUUCAUUUUUACCAAGCCCGGGUUUUGCAGGCUCGUUUCGAAGCUGUCGUAUGCGACCUUGUUUAUGUAAUGAAAAAUGGUGAAAACCUCUACUUUGUUAUAUAUAUAUAUAUAUAUAUGUAAGUUGUGUGAAUGAAUAAAAAGGGUGUCCUGUCCUA